Salvelinus sp. IW2-2015 is the source of this 5776-nucleotide messenger RNA. Its product is annotated as collagen alpha-1(XV) chain. Lineage: Eukaryota; Metazoa; Chordata; Actinopteri; Salmoniformes; Salmonidae. Gene Ontology annotation, biological process: extracellular matrix organization. Gene Ontology annotation, molecular function: extracellular matrix structural constituent conferring tensile strength. The record is from RefSeq and is a predicted model, not a curated record.
AGGGAAGAGAGAGAGAGAGCAGAUAGAAGCAGGGAAGAGAGAGAGCAGAUAGACGCAGGGAAGAGAGUGGAGCAUGAGCUGUGAACAUACUGGAGAACAUCUUAAGUUUUUAGUCGGUAGUUGGAGCAUCAGGACAGGAUGGCUGUCCUGCGUCUGUGCAGUCUGCUGCUGCUGCUGCUCAUGGCUCCUGUUCAUGGCCAAUGGUGGAGUGUGCUCUGGGGGAAGGCACAGGAGAUGAUCACACAGCCCCCCACCACCGAGGUCCUCACCACCACCAAGGUAUUUUGGACAAUGGAAGGGACAGAGGUGGGCCAGGUGGGAACCCAGACAGAGGUGUACACUACUGCACCUGUUCAGAGUACACCUCUACAGAGCACACAGGAGCCUGCAGGUGCUGGAACAACAGAGAUCAAGCCCAAGGCUAAGAAAAGACCUCUGAAAAUGUGGAAAAGUGGUGAGCUUGGCUCUACAGGCCACCUAGACCUGACUGAGUUGAUCGGAGUGCCGCUCCCUCCCUCUAUCUCCUAUAUCACCGGCUAUGAGGGCUUCCGGCCGGCCUACAACUUCGGUCCCGGCGCCAACAUCGGACGCCUCACCAAGACCUUCAUGCCCGACCCUUUCUUCAGGGACUUUGCCAUCAUCGUCACCAUCAGGCCCAGCAGCAACCAGGGAGGAGUGCUGUUCGCCAUCACUGAUGCCCAGCAGAGGGUGGUGCAGCUGGGGCUGGCACUGACAGCCGUGGAGGAUCAGACUCAGAGGAUUCAGCUGUACUACACCGAGGGGGGCCAGGGGUCCUCACACAGCCAGCAGGUGGUGUCUUUCAAGGUGCCUGAUAUGACCAAAAGGUGGACGAUAUUCACUCUGUCGGUGCAGGACCAGGAAGUGUGCCUCUAUAUGGACUGUGAUGACUUCCAAGCAGAGACCUUCCACAGGAGCAGCCGCCAGCUCAGCUUUGAGCCCAGCUCAGGCAUCUUUGUGGGCAACGCUGGAGGGACCGGCCUGGAGAAGUUUGUGGGCUCUAUCCAGCAGCUGGUGAUCAAAUCAGACCCCAGGGCAGCAGAGGAGCAGUGUGAGGAAGAUGAUCCCUAUGCUUCUGGGGAUGGGAGUGGGGCCGAAACGAUGGACGACCGUGAAACAGAGAGUGAGCUGAUGAACAUGAAACGAAGAAAGGAAACAGCAAGGCCAGAGGASAUGCUGAGCGGGCCUGUGCGAGCCCCGCCCACAGAGUCUCCGGAGGUGGAGCUAGAUGAGUACUCAGGACACCUGACCCCCACAGAGGAGGCCCAUCAGGACAUGCAGCUCAGAGGACCCCACCAGACAGAGGAGCCAGAGAUGUCAGGGGAUGGUGGGCCUCUUAGCCACAGACUGAAAGGAGAGCGAGGAGAGACUGGGCCUAUAGGUCCUGCUGGUCCCCGUGGCCCCCCUGGCCCCCCCACUCUCUCUGAGGGUAGAAGGUCUGGGCACCGCCAGCCAGGACCCAGGGGCCCUCGGGGGCCAACAGGGGCCCCUGGGGUGCCAGGGAAGGACGGACAGCAGGGAAGCAAGGGUGAAGAUGGAGAUCCAGGACAGAGAGGACCUCAAGGUUUCCCAGGUUUGGCAGGGGAGGUUGGAGUCAAAGGAGACAAGGGGGACCCAGGAGCAGGACUACCAGGGCCUCCAGGCCCCCCUGGACCUCCCGGACCCCUCAGAUCACACAGUGUGCCAUAUGGAGAGGAUGCACUCGGCUCUGGUUUUGGAGACCUUGACAAUACAGAAUUGAUCAGAGGUCCUCCUGGCCCUCCAGGUCAACCUGGCCCCCCAGGACCCRCCAGCCCCUUCAAUGCCUCGGAAGGCCUGUUCACUGGACAACCAGGUCCUCCUGGCAGAUAUGGCCUUGUUGGGAAACCUGGACCUCCGGUGAAUGAGGAUUGGUUUAGUGGCUCUGGGUUUGGCUCUGAGUUUGGCUCAGGGUUGUUCGGCUCUGGGCUUGGUUCUGGCGAGGGUCAACCUGGUCUGGAUGGGGAUGUUGGGCCGACAGGGCCUAAAGGUCUGAAGGGUGAACAAGGACUAGUUGGACCGAAGGGUGAAUCAGGUGACCAAGGGUUGGCAGGAGCUACAGGGCUGAGGGGACCAGAGGGAAAGAGGGGCGACACUGGCCCUCGGGGGCUGCCUGGCCCCCCCGGACCCCCAGGAGCAGGAUUGUUUGUCGAGGAUAUGGAGGGGUCUGGGAAGAAUGACAUGCUCCUUGACGUAGGACUCAAAGGCCCUCAGGGACCUCCUGGUCUUCCUGGCUCUGCAGGACCAAAGGGUGAAGAUGGGAAGGAUGGGGCUCCUGGGUUGUCAGUGAAGGGUGAGCCUGGUGCUCCUGGCCCUGAUGGACUCCAAGGGCUAGCUGGACUUCCUGGCGCCAGGGGAUUGAAAGGAGACAAAGGCGAUCCAGGACCAAAGGGAGAGUGUGGUCCUGAUGGACACAGUGUACCUGGUUCUCCUGGUCCUCCCGGCUCUCCAGGUCCCAUCAUCAAUCUGCAGGAUCUCCUCCUGAACGACACAGAGGGCAUGUUUAAUCAGAUCCGUGGGCCCCCUGGCCCGAUGGGCCCUGAAGGAGAGCCUGGCAGAGCAGGAUUCCCUGGCCCAAGAGGACCAAAGGGUGACAUUGGGCUUCCUGGUCUUCACGGUCCACCAGGAAUGAAGGGUGCGAAGGGGGAUUCUGGUGUCACGAUCGCUGCCGACGGCACUGUAUUGACAGGUGUCAGGGGCCCUCAGGGACCAAAAGGAAUCAAGGGUGAGCGUGGGUUCCCUGGAGUUGCUGGUAUCAUGGGACCAAUCGGACCAACCGGACAAAAAGGAGAAUACGGGUUCCCUGGUCGACCGGGACGACCUGGAAUGGCAGGGAAGAAGGGAGACAAGGGUGAUGCCAUUGGUCRACCAGGACUUCCUGGUCCUCCUGGCCCCCCCGGUCCCCCAGGACCAGUAAUAGGACUCAAUGGAACAGUUUUUCCGGUCCGUCCCCGUCCGUUCUGCAAAACACCAGUGAAUGGCAGCAGGGGAUCAUCACAAGGUAGUAGGAGAGGAAACAGAGGUGCUAAAGGAGAAAAGGGAGAGGUUGGACUGCCUGGAACACCUGGAGAACCAGAUGAUGUUCUUCCAGAAGGCUUUGUGGGAGAAAAAGGGGACGUGGGCUAUGAAGGAAUGAAAGGAGAGAAGGGUGACGCUGGGUUGCCUGGCCCACCAGGUCUUCCUGGGAGAUCAGGCCUUGUGGGGCCAAAAGGUGAGUCCAUUGUUGGCGCCCCUGGUCAUCCUGGAGCUCCUGGUGAACCAGGGGUUCCUGGCAUUGGACGACCAGGCACUCGGGGGCCCCCUGGCCCUGCUGGACCCCCUGGACCACCCCCGGUCUACGCCUCAGCUGUGAGUAUUCCUGGCCCACCUGGGCCUCCUGGUCCUCCUGGGAUUACUGGCUAUGAAAAUCUGGUGACCACAUACAGGAACACCAUCACUCUGAUGAGGGAGAGCCACCAUGCUGCAGAGGGAUCCAUGGCAUACGCCUCAGACAAGGGAGAACUCUACGUUAGAGCCAGAGAUGGCUGGCGCAAGGUUCAGCUUGGUGAGCUGAUCCCUGUCCCAGCAGGGACCCCAUCCUCCGCAUUGUCCCAGGCCCUGAGCAGACCAGAUCGCAGCAGACCACACAGGCAGGAACUAGUUGGAACUAGCUACAUGCCCAACUAUAAUGUCCUACCUCAUAUAGUACACUCGGUACCGGGGCUGCACCUGGUGGCCCUAAACGCUCCGUUCUCUGGGGACAUGCGUGGCAUCCGGGGGGCAGAUUUCCAGUGCUACCAGCAGGCCCGCGCCAUUGGCCUCACCGCUACCUACAGAGCCUUCAUGUCCUCACACCUCCAGGACCUGGCAACCAUCGUCAAGAAGGGAGAUCGCUACAGCAUGCCCGUCAUCAACCUCAAGGGAGAGGUGCUCUAUGGCAGCUGGAUGAACAUCUUCUCUGGGAAUGGAGGUGUGUUGGACCCAUCAAUCCCCAUCUACUCCUUUGACGGACGGAACGUCAUGACGGACCCCGCUUGGCCUCAGAAGCUGGUGUGGCAUGGCUCCAGCACGGUGGGCAUCCGUAUGACCACUAACUACUGCGAGGCGUGGCGCGCGGGUGACAUGGCAGUGACGGGCCAGGCCUCUCUCCUCCAAACGGGCAGACUGCUGGGCCAACACACCCGCAGCUGCUCUAACCGCUUCGUAGUGCUGUGUAUCGAGAACAGCUACAUUGACCACAGAAGGUCUAAUUAACCUCAACACACACAUCUAGUAUACACACUCUCUCAUACACACACACAAAACUAGAUCUCAUUCAUGUUUUCAUGAAGAGCAUGUAAAACUAAGCUAUUGCCGCAUGUUCAAGCAAAUCUAGUACACACAAGCAAACACACACACACAUCUCUCAUUGACAGCAAAGUGGACCACACAAUAAACUAACUAACUCCCCACACACAUACACACACACACACACACGUCUCCUAUUAACAAAGAGCAGCUAUGUGCUGGACCACAAGAGGCACUUUUACACUAUUUCAUACUGACCACAGAUGAAACUCCCCCCACUUCAUUCACCUCUCAUUAUUAACCUCCCAUCAACACAGCAUCACCGCUUUGCACCCUAAUGUACGUUUUCCUGUCCCUUUAAGAAAAGUGUAAAUAUAUUGUAAAUUGCUUCCUGUCAAAAGUACUGCAUAACUCCAAUUCACUCUGUGUUUAAAUUGACUGAAGAAGGAAUGCCAAAGAACUGGUAAUCAGCAAGCAACCGACUAACACACGGUUUCUGCUGAAGUAGUCAUUAACACAUUUUUUUGUUGUUGGUUUACUCAAUUUAGUCUUAUUCUUAAGUGCCCAGUAGAGUAGUUUGCAUAGAGACAACAACAGUUCUAACCUUUUGUGGAUUACUGUAUCAGUCCCCAAAACAAUAUGAUAUGAUGAAAUUAGGACGACUGGUCUUUUCUGUUUUUCUGUGAUAUCCAAGUAUUUUAUUAUACAUUUUUGUUUUCAGACAAGGGAACCUUUUUUUCCUCUUUAGGCCUUGAAGUCAUUUCGAUGCACUGUGAGUUGAUUUGAAUAGUUUGGGAUGUUUCCAUAGCCAUGAAGGCUUUUUGUCUGUGAAAAAUGUUAAGGGUUUUUCUGUUGYGAGUGAUAACUUUUUCUUAAUAUUUAAGUUUAAUUCUAUUUUAUUUAUACUGUAACAGCACAUCAUCUUAAAUCUAGCAAAACAUAGGUUCACUUUCAAAUGAAAUGAAAUUGAAACACUGCACGUGCUAUCUAACCUGAAAGUUAUUUUUGUACGGUAUUCUACUAWUUGACUAACUGUAGAUGUACUUUCAACAAAUAUAUAAUCAAGAGCUAGAUAUUUUAAUGGCUGGGGAAAUGAUAGGAACGGUAACAACUCUUGUAGCUCAAAGUAUUUUUAUAUGUUGAUUAAUUUCACAGAUGYGAUAGGUUAUUUUUUUAGUCAGGAAGAUUGUCUUUUUUAAAUUGGAAAGAAAAAGUUUGACUGUCAUUCAGAGAUGUUUGUACUCAUUGACUGGUGCUCAGUGAAUAUUUUAUUUUUAUUUUUUUAAGACUGUUAUUACUGUUAUGUGUAGUUCUGCAACACAAAAUCAAUUACAUUUUAUCUUGUAGGUAAAUAAACGCAGUUAAACCAAAUGGGCACUAGGUGGUAGCAAACCAUGUCACUACCGAUUGUUCUGUUGAAAGUGGGCCUAGGACGUGAACAUCAUUAAGAAUAAAAAACCUCAGCAUAAUUUGA